Molecule: messenger RNA, 5428 nt
Organism: Amphibalanus amphitrite
Lineage: Eukaryota; Metazoa; Arthropoda; Thecostraca; Balanomorpha; Balanidae
Product: trichohyalin-like
Exons: 20
Coding region: 297-4922 (1541 amino acids)
Biological process (GO): Golgi vesicle transport
Cellular component (GO): Golgi apparatus
Molecular function (GO): small GTPase binding
Source: RefSeq, a predicted model, not a curated record
CAACAUCACGGACGGAGAUAUAAGCUUGCAACAAACCCUAUGUAAACCGGUCUUAUUUUACUUCAUUUAUUUUGAUGUAUAUAUCCUUCUUUACAUCCAAUGCGAAAUAUUUAAUAAAUUAAAGUGCACAAUGACAAGAUAGAUUUAGACAACGAAAGCUGUAAAUUUGGAUCUUAGUCAUUGGAUAUUUAUUACCCGCUAGGGGCAUUCCGAAAAGCAACAAGAACAAGUUCCUUAACUUCCUAUGCUGCUCUUAUUCAUAUUAAUGCAUAAAAGGAAUCACAAGCUUUGGCAUAAUGUUCAAGAAACUUAAAGACAAAAUUUCUGAAGAGGUUGGGCAGUCGUCCAUUCGCCUUCCUAUUCAGCAACUCUCGUCACAGCUCGCUUCCUAUGUGUCUGAGGGCUCUCGCAUUGGGCGGAGUGACCUUAGUCUUGCCAGCUCGGCGGCUGCCCCCAAGCCCCGUGCUGCAGAGUCAAUUGCUGAUGUUUCUGUGACCAGUGAGGUUCUUGACAGCAGUAGGAUCAGCAUUGAUGGAGAUGGGUGUGAGUCGCGCGCCGGCGGCGGCGCCCGGCCCCGACACCAGGCCAAGACUGUGGGAGCCUGUCUGCGGCACCCGGACGGCCACGUUCACUGCCAGCACGCGGACCUGGACGCGUUCAGUGAGAUCAGCUCCAUGGCCAGUCUGGGCACCGUCUCCAAGGAGCAGCUGCUGCACAGCUACCAACGUAUCCGGGCCAAGUACAACCAGCAGAGGACGCGGCAGGCUGAGCUGGCCCGCUCGUGCCACCAGCUGGAGACGGACUGCAGACAGGCGCAGGUGUCUCUAAAACAGAGUGAGUCUAGAGAGGAAAAGCUGAAAGCCGAGCUCAAACAACGAGAUGAGCGCAUUACCCAGCUCAGUUCCAGCGAUAAGGCCGCAGACGCGACUGGAGAUGGCGACACGGAGUCCUCGCCAGCUGCCGCCGCUGUCAACGGUACCACCGCCUCUCCUGGGCCCAAAUCCGCCGAGGAUGGCCCGACAGACGACAAGGUCACGGCAGAGCAGUCGGCAGAGGUCACCGCGGAGCUGGACCGGCUCAAAGACAAGGUGUCCCAGCAGGAGGCGCUGCUGCUCAAGUGUAAGGAGAGUAUCCGGCAGCACAAGGCGCGUCUGUCGGCCGCCACGGCUGAGAGGGAUCAGCUGAGGGAUUCCAGUGAGCAGCGGCAGGCGGAGCUCGCCACCCUGCAGGAGAGCGCAAAGGCGGAGUCUGCUCGUUUGGAGGAGACGGUUUCUGAACUGCGAGAGUCACUGCUGCAAAAGGAUGCCCAGGUUCAGCAGUUGCAGCAAGAGUUUGAAGACUCGCAAAAGCAAGUUUCUGCUGAGCGAAACUCUGCGGCGGCGAGCAAGAGUGAACAGGAGCAGCAGACAAAACAGCUGCAGCAGAAGUUUGAUGAUGAAAUGGAGAACCUCAAAAAGGAGCUCACUCAAUGCCAGCUGGACCUGGAGGCGAGUCGGUCCCCUGUCGAGGAGCAGAGUGUCCAGCUGAGCUCCCGUCAAUCGGAGGCCGGGGAGAGGGACCGGGAGAUGACCGAGAGAGCUGCCGUACUCUCCCAGAAGGAGCAGGGGCUGCAGGAGCAGGAGCGACUCCUGCAGGAACGGCUGGAGGGCGUCUCCAGGGAGGAGGACAGGAUACGACAGGAGCAGGAGACUGUGGAUCAGGAGAAGACGCGGCUGACGGAGCUGGACGCUACGCUAACCCAGAAGGAGGAAAUUGCGAGACAGAGAGAGACGGAACUGAAGGAGCUGGAGACUAGCUUGGGAGAGAAGAGGAAGAGGCUGGAGGAGCAGCUUAGUCGGCUCCAGGAGGAGGGGGUGGCACUGGAUGGUGAGAAGAAACAGGUGGAGGAUAGAGAGACUGCGGUCAAAGAGCAGGAGGCUGGAUUAUUAGACAAACAGACAUUGUUAGAGAAGGUAGAAAAUGGGCUCAAAGAAAAGGAGAUGUCGCUCAACGAUCUGGAGACUCGCCUACACCAACAGGAAGUGUUGGCCCAAGUGCGAGACUCCGACUAUCGUCAGAAGGAGGAAUCCCUGCAGGAGAGAGAAUCCUCGCUGUGCCAACGGGAGGAGGCGGCGAGAGAGCAGGAGUCGGUCUGCCAGCGCAGAGAGGAGGCGGCGCAGGAGCGUGAGACUCGCCUGGAGCAGAGCGCGCGCACUGUUCAGGAGCAGGAGAGUCGGCUGGUGAGGAGGACGGAGGAGCUGGAGCAGCGGGAGCGGGACCUGGAGGUGGCCAGAGCCAGCAUGCAGCGCACAGACGAGGAGGUGCAGCAGAAACAGGGAGACAACGAAGCACUGAGAGGCAUUGUCUCCCGUCUGGAGGGAGACUUGGCUGCGGCGAGGCAGGAGGUGAGACAGAGGCAGGGAGACACUGACGAGCUGCGAGCCACUGUCUCCCGUUUGGAGGCUGAACUGAAGACGGCUCAGCAGCGAGCCGAGAAGGCGGCCGCGGAGGUCAAGGAGACCGCCACCCGGCUCAGCGAGGAGCAUAGUCGGCAGCUGGCCGCUGUUAGCGACGAGCAGGCCCGCUCGGUGGAUGCCCGUCUGACGGAGCUGUCCAGCCAGCACCAGCACCGGCUGCAGGAGCUGAAUUCCCAGCACCAGACGGAGCUACAGGAGCUGAACUCUCAGCACCAGGCAAAGCUGGAAGAGCAGAAUUCUCAGCACCAAGCUGAAAUACAGGAGCUGGGUUCGCAACACCAAGCUGAACUGGAGAAGCAGAACUCACAGCACCAGACUGAGAUGCAGGACCUCCAACAGCAGCUUCAGACGGAGCGCUCAGAGGCCGAGACCGGUCGAACCGAGCUGCAGCGGCUGGACGGGAAGGUGACGGAGCUGGAGACUGAGCUGGAGUCCGAGCGGAGUCGGUCAGAGACCAGCCGUGGGCGGGGAGACCAACUGUCCAUCCGCGCGGAACAGCUGGAGGCCCAGCUGCUGACGGAGCGGGGAGAGGCUGAGAAGGCUAGGGAAGAGCGGGACGAACUGGUGCAGAGAGUGGGUCAACUGGAAACGGAACUGGAAACUGAGCGGGUAGAGCGUCAGAGCAGUCGGAGGGAGUGUGACGAUCUGACCCAGAAGGUGCAGCAGUUGGAGACUGAACUACAGGCGGAAAGAGGAGAGAAACAGGAGAGUAGAGAGAAGCAGGAGGAGCUGCUGAAACGGACGGAGGAGAUAGAGGCGCAGUUACAGGCUGAGAAAACGCAGAGUGAAACUAGUAGAGAGGAGUGGCAGCAACGUGCCAAACAGCUGGAGGAAGCUCUGCAAACUGAACGGGAUCAGAGUCAGGCCGAACGCGAGAAACAGACGGAGCUUGCAAGACAGAAGGAACAGCUUGAAGCUGAGUUGAUAACGGAGCGAAGCUUAAGUCAAUCGAGCAGUGAUGAGCUAGCUCGUCGCGCGAAGGAGUUGGAAGCUGAACUGCGCACUGAGCGAGCUCAGAACGAAACAGCUCGAGAGAAGGAGGAGGAGUUGAGAAGGCGAGCUGAGGAACUAGAGGCCAGGCUGAACGCCGAGCAAGCUGAGAACCAAGUCGGCCGGGAACAGCAGGAGGAGCUGACAAGGAGAGCCGAAGAGCUAGAAGCAAAACUUCAGAGUGAGCAAUCUGAGAAUGAAUCCAGCCGAGAAAAGCUUGCCGAAUUAGCAAGGCGAGCGGAAGAGCUAGAGGCCAAACUCAAGAUCGAACAAACUGGUAAAGAUUCUAGCCAAGAAAAGCAAGAGGAACUAGCUAGGCGAGCUGAGGACCUAGAGGCCAAACUGAAGAUAGAACAGGCUUCGAACGAAUCUGGCCGUGUGGAGCACGAAGAGCUGCUGCGUCGAACUCAACAGCUAGAAUCCCAGCUCCAGACUGAACAAACCCAGAAUCAGACCAGUCUCGCCGAGCGCGACGAACUGUCCCGUCGUGUUGAGUCUCUCCAGUCUGAGCUUGACUCUACUCAGAGCAGCUCAGCUGCCGAGCGGGAGAACCUCUCCCGUCGCGUGGAGUCCCUGGAGUCCGAACUAGCGGCCGCCCAGGCUCGGCAGGACGCGGACCGCACCGAUCGGGAGGAGUCGCUUCUGCGCUCAGAGGACCUGGCUGCUGCCGUGUCAGCAGUCGAGGCCAGUCUGCGGGACGCCGAGCCGGGCGGUCCGGAGACGGAGACGGCGGGAGAGCCGGCGGAGCGGGCCGGUCCCCUGCUGCGCCGCUGCGCCGGCCGCCUGACCAGCCUCACGGCCGCACUGAAAACGGAGCGGGCCCGCCGCCGGCGCCUGGAGGCCAGGGCGGCCGCCGCCUCAGCGACAACGAGCGAGCCGGUGGCGGCGUCGGCGGCCGAGGGGCGGCUUCCCACCGAGCCGGCCGGGCCGCCGGCGGUUCUGGAGACUCAGAUGGAGACCGUGCAGAUGCUCGGUCUGCAGGGAGCGCAGAUUCGGAACGGAUUGGACUCCUCCUCUGCGGGCUCCGUGGGGAGCCCGGCGCCGCCGGCGGACGGACAGGCGGCCGUGGAGGCGGCGACGGCGUCCCUGCAGCGUGAGCUGCUCUCCUACCGACAGCAGAUGAAGGAGACCAACGAAAAACACCAACGGGAGCUGGCGGAGCUGCGCCGGUUGCUGGAGCUGCGGCACGCCUCGCCGCCGUCGGGCGCCGCCGCAGCCGACCUGACCUCGGGACUGGAUGCCCUCACAGAGAUAGAGUACCUGAGGAAUAUACUGUACCAGUAUAUGAUGGGCCGAGAGCCACUGACGCUCGCCAAGGUGAUCACGGCGGUACUCAAGUUCAGCUCGGAGCAGACGGCCAAAGUGCUGGAGAAGGAGGAGCAGCGGCAGUCGGCGCUGCUACCGCCGGCGGUCAACUCCACAAUGGACUCGGUCGGUUCCACGCUCUCCGCGCUGUCCCCAUUCAAAUGGAGCUAACCUCAGCCGAGACCUGGCGUGUCUUGGCGUCCAUAACAACAAACGGCCUCGGAUCAUGGCGGUGGGUGCUCUCCGUGAUCAAAGUUUUACCAUGACUGUGUGAUGUGUGGAGAAUCGGGAUGGUAUGGAGGUCGGGGACCUAUUUAUAAGCCAUCAGUGCAUACCAGUGAUUUAGAGGAUCGUGUGUGCCUGCUAUCGAACGGAUAAUGAUGUUGGGACGGUCGCUGGUGUCAGAUGGAUGUCUGUGUUGUGUUCCGGCUCGGUUUUACCGGCCGUCGUGUGGUCUCAAUAUGUGUGGUCCGUAUACACCCAGUAGCCACGGGAAGCUGCAGAGAUAACACCAGGACCGAUUGAAGGGAGCCUUAUGGUCGCGGCUAACUAAUAUGAUGCUUAUUUUACCCGGUGAUCGUACACAGUGAUUGUGUGGCAGUGUUAUGAAAUGCUAAUUGGAACAUAUUUAUAAGCUACAUAUGCAUAUUAAAAUAUAUCAGCCUUUUAAAAACGAU